CUCAUUGGCGCAUACAGGAAUUUCUCUCUCUAAAAACUUAUUUAAUGUUAAAACUUUCCCCAAAUAGACAACUUUUAGACAUAUUAAGCAUACCAGUCGUUUUCCUGUGCUUGUUCGAGAUGGAUACGACUGACGGAAUUAGAUCUUUUAAAGUUAAAAGUGCAGAUGGAAGCCAAAACAUACCGAGGGCCGGGAAACUAAUACCUAUAGGAGACAGGGCUAAAUCCUGCUUACAAGAAGUGACAAGUCCUCCGACUCCUCCUGUUGUAAGAAAAUUCCGCGAUAGCAACCAGCCUGGACCAGGAGCCAUCAGACUGCACCAGGGGAAAGCAAAGGACCCAGAUGUUGCCAGCGCUCUUGUUCACGGUGUGAGCACAAAGUCAUCCCUCACUGGUGGAAGCCUCCUAAAUCCUCCCCAAAAGACCCUGUUCCAACAGAGGUUGCAAGAUCUCAGUGAAUCUGUGUACGCUUCAAGUAAGAAAGCGCCACUGGGCCGGUCAUAUGAUCAACAACUUCCCACCUGGUACAAUGACAAAACUACAUUUGGUGUGAAAACAAUUAAAGAUUCAGGUGUGCGUGAGCUUAUUAACCCGUCCAAAACUGCAGAGGAGCUAGAGAAGGAAGCUCAGGAAGGACAUGAAAUCUAUGUCCGCAGCCACAAUGACUAUUUUGUUGGUGAACAAAUUGAUAGGAAGUAUGACUGGUGUCACUACAGUAAAGACAGCAGGUUUGGGAUCCUCACACCUCAUUUCAAUGAUGGACGAAACCUCGGAAAGACUCUUCACUGGCAAGGGGAGACCCGGAAGUUUUACAAUCCAAAGACUGUUUGGAAGAGAUCUGGGAACAAGGAAAAGAUGGCGCAACUAAUUGGCAACACCAACAACCUGAGAAGAAACACAUUUCACGCUCCACCUGAUGUCACAUAUGGAAUUCUUUUGUCAGCGGAUGAAUUUGGUGUUGGGGAUAUAAUCCACUCGACGGAGCCAGGGCAGUACGUGAGAGGCCGAGACAGACACCGCAGCCUGGUCAACGCAGUGAGACACCACCUGAAGAAGGCCAACUUCCACAACUUCCCCUCCUUGUUGAAGGCCUUCAGACAUUAUGACAAGAAAGGUAAGGGAGUGAUUGACAGAGAGGACCUGCAGGCAGUGUGCCGUCAGUUCCAGCUGGACGUGAGCGGGCCGGUCCUGGACGACCUGAUGGAUUACUGUGACACGGACAAGGAUGGACACAUUAACUUUGUGGAGUUUGCAAACUUCCUCAACUGGAAGGACAAGAUGCCCAUUAACAGCCGAGAACAACGCAUUAUGAUAAACGAGCGUCACACCAACUCAGCUCCUGUCAACAUGGAAUCAGUGCAGCUUCCUCCCGCUGGGGCCUUGAUUGAGCCCGAGGACCUGGAGCCCAUGGAGCCAGGCAGCUCCCUGAAGACCGUCAGGACCCUGAGGCGGCCGAAAGCAGCCCCAGAUCACUUCAGGACGUCCUCCUCUCUCAUCGGGGCUGUCAGCGAUGGUCUGUGCACACAAAACGGUCGGACGUACGGGAUCCCGUCUGUUCGCUGCGACCUUCCAGCUCCACGCAUCAAGAGAGUCAGUGACACUAAUAACUACGGCGACACACCCACAGCUGCAGAUCUUCUGCAUCCGUCAGUUCACGCCCUCCGAGGGCUUCACGAGGAACACUUCUUCUGUCCUCGCACCAAAAAAGAGAUCGCAGAGAUUUUCAGGAACGUUGGUGUGAAUAUUUCUGAGGAGACGUUUGAGGAGGCCUGGAAGUUGGCAUCCACGAAGAACCCGAGCGGAGAGGUUUGUGUCGAGCUGUUCCGUAACGUACUCGAGGAAAUCAAAGCGAUGUGACACUCUUUGCAGUGAGUUUUUCUAUCAGAUUCUGCUCUGUAGGUUAUAAAAUGUUUCGUUUGAUUAGAAAUCAUUUUUACAAACCAAAAGAGACAGAAUUCAACCCCUGUAGUGACAUUUUUUUUUAAAACAUAAUGCAAGAAUCUCUGUUUUUUUCACAUAACCGUCCUCAAUAAUCUCAUCAUGAAGUAAAAAGAAAUUCCCAAAAUAAAUUUGUUUGCUGACACUUAUUUCAGUGGAGCAAUACGGCCCCGUCGUGUUUAUUUCUCAUUUACAUGAACGUGGGAGUCGACUGCUGAAUGAACAGAUUCGGUUUUUUUCAGCUGGAGCUUUGCAUAUCUCAGCAUUAAUAGAAGGAAGCAGUAUGCUAAAUGUGAGUCUUAUCUGUGCCAGUAUUUGAUCUGCUAGGUGACCUAACUACUGAGGACAACACAAUGUGCACAUGAUUUAUCAUCAGCCACAACAUUAUGACCGCUGACAGGAGCUAUAAAUAACAUCAACUAUCUUGUGACACAAUGUUCUGCUGGGAAACUUUUGGACCUGGCAUCCAUUAAUAUGGAUGUUACUUAGACAUGUAGCACCCAC
Messenger RNA from Mugil cephalus (flathead mullet), 2441 nucleotides. It is a transcript of the gene efhb, whose product is annotated as EF-hand domain family, member B. Gene Ontology annotation, molecular function: calcium ion binding. The record is from RefSeq and is a predicted model, not a curated record. Bases 45 to 1856 code for a protein of 603 amino acids. The transcript is spliced from 13 exons. Lineage: Eukaryota; Metazoa; Chordata; Actinopteri; Mugiliformes; Mugilidae.